CAGCAGACAUGCGCAGAGAAGGUCGACUCAAUUUGAUGUCUGCUGCUCUAUCCACGUAUUCGCUGUACCGGUGUGUGGUGUUUCAGAUUAUCAAAGGCUUGUUGUUACUGACUGUUCUGUGAGUUUUAGAUGAAGGUGACAACAUGGUUUAACAAAAUCUGUUGAGUGUAGAAUACAAGAAGUUCCAAAGGAUCUGAGGAGACAGCAGGAAGUUGGCAUGGAGGCAGCACACAGUUUGCUACUUAACGAAGAAGCUCUCAAAAGGAUACCAGAAUCCAAACGUCCUGUCUUUGUAUUUGAAUGGCUGCGGUUUUUGGACAAAGUGCUGGCUGCAGCACACAAGUCGGACAUCAAGGGCAGCCAGAAAACGCUGGUGGAGCAGCUGACGGCCCAGAUCAGCGAGUCGCCGGGCCCUCCCACACGCAAGCUGCUGGCCCGCUGCCUGGCCCUCAUCUUCAGCGUUGGCGACACCUUCGCGCUGUUCGAGACCGUCAACAAGUGCAAUGACAUCAUCCGCAACAAGGACGACUCGCCUAGCUACCUGCCCACCCGCCUGGCAGCCAUCGCCUGUCUGGGCGCCAUGUACGAGAAGCUGGGCCGGAUGACGGGUCGGUCCUAUGAGGAGAGCGUGCAGAUCUUGAUCAAGGCACUCAAGAACGCCGAGUCUCAAGGACGGUUCGAGAUCAUGCAGACGAUGGAGCGGCUGGUCGCAGGAUUGGGGUCAGCGGGGUCAUCUUGCCACAAGGACAUCUACAAGGCUGCGCGCCAGGCCCUCACUGACCGUGCCAUGUCUGUGCGUUUGGCUGCAGCAAGGUGCAUGGAUGAACUUGUAAAAGAAGCACCUUUCAUGAGCAGCACUGAAUUGGAGACUGUGGCUUCACUGUGUUUCCGUGCACUUGAUGGUUCAAACUAUGAUGUCCGUUGUGCUGUUGCCAAACUUCUGGGAAAUUUGUUAGCCAGUGCUCAGAACACUAAAGUUCAAAUAGGUAAAGUAAAGCCAGCCAAACUGGAGGAUGUGUUGAACAUCCUGGCUUCUGGCUUCUUGAAGGGCGGCAUGGGAUUUCUAAAAGGGUCAGCAGCAGGGGAGAUGAUCAAAGGGAGCGCCAGCAUCAACCGAGAGAUUCGCGUGGGAAUCACACAUGCCUAUGUAGAGUUCAUCAGAUGCAUGGGGGGACUGUGGCUAGAGCGCAACAUCUCCAUCUUCCUCAAUCAUGUACUGGAUCUGGUGGCCAACCCACGGGCCACACCCACUCAUGUGGACGCUGUUUAUGCUCGCAAAUGCAUUCUCUUCAUCAUGCAGUCUGUUAUUGGAGGCAUGUUGGGAGAAAAAGCACAGAUUGCUGCUGCCAAAGAGAUUUGCCAAAUCAUCAUUAAACAAAUGAACACUGUUGGGGAGGCUACAGUUGAUGCAGCAGAAGGGAAAAGCCAGACAACAGACCUGACAGCCAGUCAGCAUGUGCUAGUGUGUGCCCUGCAUGAGCUAGGGAGUCUGGUUCUUCGCCUUGGCACCUCAGCUAGUCCCCUUGUGGCGGAACCUGCUACAGGCAUCAUUGAACCAGUGGUGUCAGUACUGAUACACCCAAGCCAUGCGGCCCGCCUCUCAGCUUCCUGGUGUCUAGGCAGCAUUGCUGUGGCACUGCCCUCACAGCUGACCCCUCUGCUGGACCGCUGUGUGGAGCGCAUGGAGAAGCUGAAGUCAUCACCAGAAGCUGUUGCAGGAUACAGUAGUGCUCUGGCUGCUCUCUUAGGGGGAGUGUAUCAGUGUCCUUUGGGCAUCCCACACUCCAAGGGAAAGCAAAUCUUUAGCAUAGCUGAGGAGUUGCUGCGUACAGCCUCACAGAACAGCCGCUUGUCUCUGCAGCGAACUCAGUCUGGCUGGUUGCUUUUGGGUGCUCUUAUGACUUUAGGGUCUCCUGUGAUCAAGAACCACCUGCCUCGAAUGUUGCUUUUAUGGCGUAAUGCUUUUCCUCGCUCCACGCGUGAGUUGGAAGCAGAAAAGGUACGAGGUGAUGCCUUCACUUGGCAAGUGACUCUAGAAGGGCGUGCUGGCGCGCUUGGAGCUAUGUACAGUUUCCUGCUGAACUGCCGUGACUUGGUGACAGAGGAUGUAAUACGGAGGAUGUUAGCACCACUAGAAUGUGCCCUACUAAUGAUGGCACAUCUUACCAGUGUGAUCAAAAUGUAUGGAUCCCAUCUCAAAGCUAGUGCUGCAAUGAUCCGUCUGAGAUUAUAUGACGUUCUUUCCUUGCUUCCACCCCAGUCCUUCGAGGGUAUGUACCCAAAUCUUUUACGAGAAUUGGUGGCAGAAUUUACACUCACAGACAACCCAGCCAACACAACAACAUCACAGCUGCGUUCUAUGUGCCACGUGGAUGACAGCGUAAUUUUGGGUUCUUGGCUGCAGGAAACAGAUCACAAAGCUAUUGAGGACCAGCUUGAGCCUAAUCGUAGAGUGGAUAAAGAAAGUUUGCAGCCCAACAGUGCCUCUGGAUCUGGCGCCUUGGAACAUGAUGCCCAGUCUCUGUACAUGAGAUGUUCUCCUAGUGACCCCAUUCCUGGACCACUGCCUCUGGGUGUGGCUGUUAUUGACAGCUCAGUAAGACUGUAUGGGGUUAUCUUCCCUCAUGUGGCCCACAAGCAUCGCUACCAGAUGCUGCAACAUUUCAUCGAAUGCAUUCGCCAGGCAAAAUCGUCACGGCAACAAGCUGUGCAGAUGAACAUUUUCACAGCUGUGCUCUGUGCUUUGAAGAGUCUCUCUGAAAUAAAAUCAUCACUGGGCCAGGAUGAUGUCAGAAAAGCAGCAUUUACUCUGAUCAUGGAUGCUUUGGGCAGCUCUAAUCCCAUCCUGCGCUGUGCAGCAGGUGAAGCCUUAGGGCGCAUGGCGCAGGUGGUUGGUGACAGCAAGUUCAUUGCUGAGAUGGCCCAGCACAGCUUUGAUAAACUAAAGUCAGCACGAGACGUGGUGAGUCGCACUGGCCACUCCCUGGCCUUGGGUUGUCUUCACCGCUAUGUGGGAGGGAUGGGGUCCGGCCAGCACCUUAAUACAUCUGUGUCCAUUCUGCUGGCUCUAGCACAGGACUCUAACUCUCCAGUUGUUCAGGUUUGGGCUUUACACGCCCUGGCACUGAUUGCAGACUCUGGUGGACCAAUGUUCCGAAGCUAUGUUGAACCUACGCUGUCACUUGUACUGCAGCUGUUGUUGACUGUUCCUCCAGCAACUGUCGAUGUACAUCAAUGUCUGGGAAAAUGUUUGUCUGCACUCAUCACAUCCAUUGGACCAGACCUUCAGAGUAACACGGGACCUGUGGCAACGGCCCGCUUGUCAUGCCUGGUAUGCUGUGGCAUCAUGCAGGACCAUCCCGACUCUCUUGUGCAGGCAGAGGCCAUUGCCUGCCUACAGCAACUGCAUAUGUUUGCACCACGCCAUGUCAACGUCAACACCCUCGUUCCACACCUCUGUGAUAUUCUCACAAGUUCUCAUUUACUUCUACGGCGGGCAGCUGUUGCCUGUCUACGACAGCUGGUCACUCGUGAAGCCAAGGAGGUCAGCACUAUGGCCUUGACCUUGGCAGGAGAUGGAAAGGAUGGACGUUCUUCAAGCAACAUUGGAGAGACGGGCCUGGAAGGAGCACUGUUCAGCAUGCUAGACAGAGAGGUGGAUGGGAAACUGGUGUCAGAUGUUCAGGACACUUUGGUCAGCCUUCUUCAAAGUCUUGCCAUCCUUAAUCUCACUCGCUGGUUACAGUUGCUGAAGGACGUGCUCUCAGCAUCUACUGAUUCAUCUACAACUGAGCCAGAGGUUGAUGAGGGAGAUGAUGACAGUGCAGAAAAUGAAGAUGAUGAUGAACGUUUCAAUGCUGCUGAACCUGAUGUCACCCACCCAGCUAUAUCACCACGGUGGCCAACCAAAGUGUUUGCUGUGGAGUGCCUGAUGAAGGUCAUGGUAGCCUGUGAAGAGGGUGAGGGUCAGUAUGACCUCAUCAAGGCCAAGGAGCUUAAGCAGACUUCUGAACAUAAAGGGAGUUUUCUGGUUUUACACCUGAGUGAUUUGAUUCGCAUGUCCUUCAUCGCAGCCACUUCUGACAGCAACCAACUGAAAUUAGCUGGCAUGUCUGCUCUUGAGGAAAUUAUACGUAGAUUUGCCAAGGUGCCAGAACCUGAGUUUCCUGGAUGUGUUAUACUGGAGCAGUACCAGGCACAGGUGGGAGCUGCGCUUCGGCCAGCUUUCUCUCCAGACACUUCGUCGGAUGUCACUGCAGCAGCCUGUGAUGUAUGUAGCAAGUGGAUUGGCAGUGGGGUGGCGCGAGAUCUGAACGACUUGCGGCGAGUACAUCAGCUUCUUGUAUCAUCCCUGGCCAAGCUGAACACAGGCAAGGCCCGCACACAGCUCUACAAUGAGAGUGCAACUACAAUGGAGAAGCUGGCUGUCCUACGUGCUUGGGCUGAGGUGUACAUAGUAGCAGUGGCUCGAGAGAAAGACAGCCAGACAGCGCGACUAUACAACGGCAAGGGGGAGGAUAAUGAGGAGGAGGAGAAUGGCUAUGAGCACAGCAGGGAAAGUCUCCUCAGCCUUGUUCAGCCAGAGUUGGCCAACCUCAGCAGCCACUGGUUCCACGUCUUGAAGGAUUAUGCUCUGCUCUCACUUCCUUCAGAGUAUUCAAGUCAGCUUCCUCAAGAAGGAGGUGCAUUUUAUCACCCGGACACUAUGGAGACUGCCAAGACCCAUUACAGAAAGUCAUGGCCACCAGUCUUAUAUGCCUUGGCCAUAUGGCUGAAUGAGAAGGGCUUUGAUAGUGUCGGUGGCUGUGUGGAGGCCUUGCCUGAGAGUAAUAAGCCAGCUCUUGGAUCCCUCAGCUUGCAGCCAGCCAAUGCUAUGGCCAACAUGAAACCUGAGGAAGUCAACAACGAUCGCCUUGUUCUUAUUCUUGGUAUCUGCAUGGAGUCACUGUGCUCCACCACAGCCAUGCUGGAGGAAGACAUUGUUGUGCAGUGCCUCAAAGCCCUAUACACUGCACUUGACUCUUCUUGGCCACGCAGGAGGCUUGGAGAGGAUCCAGUCUUGUGCCGUGAGCUUCUCAACGUCAUGCAUAGAGUUAUCUUAACACGAGAGAAUGCAGAGGUUCACCAGCAUGCUGUGAGUGUUGUAAAGCAAGUUAUCAGAGCCGCACAGGAAAUCUUGGAUGCUGAUCGUUCUCGAGCUAAAGAAAAGGACUUGUCAACACCGGUUACUGAAAAUAGCACAGAUUCAGUGGACACUGCUGAUAGCUCAGGAGCAGCUACCCCAGGGGCUGGAGAAGGAGGAACUACUGGUGAUUUCUUGGUGGACCGUUCUGUUGUCUUUGCCACGCUAGAGGUGUGUUUGUGUGCUCUGGUGCGCCACAUACCUGCCCUGAAUCCUUCAGCUCCUGGCACAGGCUUCCAGAUUCCCACCCACCAGACUCGACUUUCUGAGGCGACCUUUGCUCUCUUGUCCUCGGUUGUCCUGCUUAUGCCGGAUCUUAUGCAUCUCUGCUCUCCCAUGGGGGCCAUCACAAUUUUGCCCACUAUUCUCCACCUGACCACAAGUGUAGUGCAGGAGCUGGCUGCCAGGUCUGCAGAAAACAAGGCUCCCACUGUCGUUGCUGCCUGCCUGCAGACCUUGAAGCUGCUGUGUACCAGCUCCCUGGUCACAGACAAAGGAGUUGGCGCCAGUUGGGUUAGACUGCUCCAGAGUGCUGUUGCCACCAUUCUCCGCUAUGGUAUGCCAGCAGAAGACAGUCCAGGUAUAGAGCAGGGUGUUCUGGUUCAGCUGCUGACUGUCUUUAUUGUGAACUCACCUCGAGAAGUGACAGCUGCUGCCAACCUUCAGAAUCGUAUCCUGGAUUGCUUCACUGAAGCUUGGGAUACCGGCAACGUACAGGUGCAGCUGAAGUGUGUGCAGUCUCUCAUCUCCAUUCUGCACCAUCCAGACCGACUGGUGACGCCAGCAUACAUCCAGAGUCUUGUGCCUCGCAUGAUUGAGCACCUAUAUGCCACAGCAGCUUCCAUUUCCACCCUGUCGGACAUGGACCUUUCCAUCUGUCUUGAGGAGCUGUGCAUGAUGGAGACUCUGGUGGCGCUUGCUGAGGAAAACAAGCGAGUGACAAUGGUUGCUGUUCUGGUGCCCAUACUGGUAUCCCUUUUGCUGGAUGAAAAAAGCAUAGCUACAGCCAACGCCAGUCGUCGCACGCUUAGUGAUGUUAGCCUGCAGAAACUGCUUCAUCAAGGUCAGCAGUACCCAGAACAGUUCCGCCAGGUGAUGAGCAUGUCUGUUCACCUUCGACCUCGUCUUGAGGCAGCAGUGAAGCUCAGUCAGGCUGCACAAGCUCAAGCUAAAGCCCGCACAAUGUCCAAGACCGUUGCCCCACCAAAGAAGCCCACCAUCACGCUAACAAUGGACUUCAGCAAGAACUUUAACAGCUAAAAAAGGAAAUCCACCAUAAUCAAAACAGUGACAAAAUAUUUACCCAGGAAAAGCAAAACUGAAAUACUACUAUUUUUUUUUUUGAAGGUGGGUGGGGGAAUAGAUGCAAUGUUCUGCGUAUGGUGGAAAUAGUCUUGUAGUUCUUGUCUGUGAUCAUGACAGUUGAAAGAUUUGUCAAGACUGUAGCAUCUUGUUCACAGAAUCUGUGAGUAUAGAUGGUUGUAAUGUUUGUAUAACAGUACCUUGUGUACAGAAUAUAGACUUUGUAUAAAGAUUUUGUCUCUCUAUCACAAUGCAUAACGAUAACUGCCUUCAUCUUUUAUCCUCUCAGAGUUGGUGCCUCACCUUAGAGCUCUCAUUUAUAUAACCCCACCGAAGUCCUUUCUUCACUGGUAGCUGUGCAAGGAAUUUGUCAGCUAGAUUUUCUCACAUUAAUCCAAAAGCUUUGUGAUUUCAUGAAUCCAGUCCCAAGAGCUUUCUGAGAGUCAGUUAUAUGGCUGUGCAGAUAUCCAUCUUGCAAUUGUAGACUACAUCUAGGCGCAUCAAAAUUUUUAAUCCACGUUUGUACAUCAUCUCUUCCAAUGCCAGAUAUCUGAAAUGUAAUCCUUUUUGACUUUUCCGUUCACAACAGAUUUGUACAGAUUUGGCAUAGUCAGUUAUUUAUCAGGUCUUGUGUCCUAAGUCACAAGGUUGGGUCUCCAGGCGAAGUAAUUCUCACAUACCUGCCUGAAAUGAUGCAGUGAGUCACACUUGCGAAAAUAUGCAUUUUGUAUACCCACACACACAUCAUCAUACUUGAAUCUGGUGAAGUCGUCGUGGAAUCUGAAUCUUUUUCAUUAAACAUCGUCACUAUCUUUGAAUUCAGUAGGAGAGGAGGGAAAAAUAGAAAUGAGUGAUAGUAGUCAUAAGUCAUAUUUGUAAAUCAUCUCUUUGCACUGCUGUACCCAUAAUGGAUUUGGAGAUUUUCAAAUCUUGUAGGCCAAGAAAGUCAGCUUUCCUCGUCUCUGUUAAGAUAACCAAGUCUUGUGAUGUUUUAUAGAGACACCAGAGUUUCAUGCAUCAUGCUACAUCAGUCUUAUGCAUUUCAAAAUAAUUAAAUAAAAUAAAUAAUACUUAAAGGGAGGAAGAAUCAAAAGUUCAAAAUUUGCUGAAAUUACUUUUAUGCUGUUUUUCAUAGAGCAGUGAGUAAAAAAACAGCAUAGGCAGCCCUGCACCCUUUUGGUCACUAUACCUAUCAAAUAGCUGGAUCAGUAUGGGAAAGUAUGUUGUACUACACAGGUAGGAAAACUAGUUCUGUGCACACCUCUUGCCAAGGAUGCGGGUGUGCAAACCACUCCUUAUCAUUGUUAUGUUCUCUUUCUUGCACUCACUUGCGCUCAUACAUACUCAAACAGGAGAGAGGAAACUGGAGAGUCUAGAGAAAACAAGCAACAGUCAGCUCUGUAAACAUGUUGCAUCCAGAGAGAUGUGUGAUGGAGUUAAGAUACAAAUACACUGACGAUCUGAUCAGACUAGGUUUGGUUGGUUUUUUUUUUCACUUUGGCGUCUCAGUCUUGGAACUAAUUGAUUUUCAUUAUAGGAACAAGAUCAGACAGAUAUGGUGAAUUGCUGAUUAAGACCCAGGUAUCAACCUGUUCAUUUUGUACAUAAUUUUGAUACUUUAGAUGCUACUGGUAAUGGCCCUGAUAUGAAGCAAGCGUCAGACUGCACGAUACAAUGACUGGUGUGGAUACAGCUACCCCAUUAUCCCUGGAACAGAAUGCAGUACUAGAUACCCCAUGAUCCUUGGAGCUGAAUAUUGCAUUAGAGUCAAGGAAACAUUGGAUCAUGUGUGUCGCAGACAUUAUCAGUACCAGUUAUCUGUACUAGUGAUGACAAGAAUCAGGAAUGUGUGGCUGUGGCGAUAGAGCAAAAUGACAGGGAAGGAGGGAUUUGACAGCUUUCCUGCCCUUUGGUUCUGACACACAAGAUACUAUUAGGACAACGUGCUGAUCACACUACAUGUAUUAAAAGUAGGCACUCUGUGGUAGCUAAAUGAGAAUUCGAUGCUGUGAGGAAAGAUGUAAUUAAUGAGACUAACUGCUGGUGAAUGGCAGUUCAGAAAUGAGGAGGAUACAGAGGAGAGAUGAAAUGAGUAUUUUUAAUAAUUCUUGAGUUGUGUGUUGAUGUUGGGAAGGAUGGUUGUCAGUCGAUAAUCCAGCAUGUGAAUGAAUCACCUGUUUGUGGAAUUGUUGUUUAGUCUGAUGUACAGUUUCUGGAAUAAACUCUACCAAAAAUGGCAGAUACUGAAACAUAUGCCUUUGGCACAGAAUGCCAUUUUCUAAGUGAUAAAUACAAUGUUAGUUUUCCUUUCCAUGUUGCAAGAAACUCAGAUUUGAAAUUAUUUUAGAAAGGACUUUUUUUUUAAAACAUAUUUUAAUAUCGUUGAUGCCUGUUAUUGUAAAUAUAAACAAAACAUUUGCCAAGUGGCAGCAGAACAAGUAAGAGGGGGGUAAAGUACUCAGCAUCUGCAAAAAUAGAAGGCAGAAGAAUGUAUAUGUAUAUAUGUCGUAAGAAAGAGAGCGUUGCAUGGUAGAUUUCUUAGUGUCUUUGUUAGGCAAAAAUGUUCCUGCCUGAGGAAGUUAACUCUUUCUUU
Pomacea canaliculata is the source of this 9077-nucleotide messenger RNA. Its product is annotated as HEAT repeat-containing protein 5B-like. The transcript has 40 exons. The coding region runs from base 218 to 6442 and encodes 2074 amino acids. Gene Ontology annotation, cellular component: endocytic vesicle; membrane; Golgi apparatus. NCBI's taxonomy places the organism in Eukaryota, Metazoa, Mollusca, Gastropoda, Architaenioglossa, Ampullariidae. The record is from RefSeq and is a predicted model, not a curated record. Gene Ontology annotation, biological process: endocytosis; intracellular protein localization; retrograde transport, endosome to Golgi.